AUGCGCAGUCGUGUACACUGUACAGUUCGCUUGCUGCUCGUACCUGCCUUGUGUUUAUUUACACGCGGAUUUGGGGGAUAAUUACUUCAUAUCAGCGCUUAAUUAUCGACGCUGAAACAUACCAAAAAAACCGAAACCAUGACAGAUGAGCAAGAAAUAAUGUGCAAAUUAGAAAAUAUUUUGGAAAUAAGGAAUAAAACUCUCCAGCUGCAGAAGAUCAAAUCCAGGCUGAAGAGCGAGUUCGAAGCCCUUGAAGCUGAAGAGAAACAUCUGAGAGAAUACAAGCAGGAGAUGGACCUGCUCCUCCAGGAGAAGAUGGCCCAUGUUGAGGAACUGCGCCUGAUCCAUGCUGAUAUCAAUGUGAUGGAGAGCACCAUCAAGCAGUCAGAAAACGAUCUGAACAAACUUCUGGAGACCACACGACGGCUGCACGACGAAUACAAGCCCCUGAAGGAGCACGUUGAUGCUCUGAGGAUGACUCUUGGUCUGAACCGGCUGCCCAACCUUAACGAGGAAGAGGAGAGGCUUUCGCUGGAUUACUUUGAGAAACAGAAGGCCGAAUGGCAGAAAGAGCCACACGAGCCCAUCAUUCCCGAAUCUCUAGCAGCAGCAGCUGCCGCCGCUCAACAGCUUCAGGUCUCCAGAAAACAAGACCCGCGGCAGCCAGCCACUUUCAGACAGCAGCCUCCACCCAUGAAGGCAUGCCUAUCUUGUCAUCAGCAAAUUCACCGCAAUGCACCCAUCUGUCCACUGUGUAAAGCAAAGAGUCGUUCCAGGAACCCCAAGAAACCCAAGAGGAAGCCUGAUGAGUAAAUAAAACGGGAACUUAUUUUUCCAUGUCCCCCUUUAGAGCUUUGUUUACCGUAAAGCGUGUCAUAGUCCCUUCUGUGUCGUGUACUCGAUCGGAAUAUACGAAACUUUAUACGAUCGUAUUGGAAUCAUCCACGCAAUAAUGAAUAUCGUCAGCGUUACUUUAACACCCAUGCGUGAACAGUUUCUACUGACAUUCAUUUACACAUUUUGACAUUUUUGUGUAUUACCAAGUAAUAGGUAUGUAGUUUGUUAUUAAACACAGAUGGUAUUUGUCUUUUUAUGGUAGCAGAAACUGCAAAUUAUGAUAAAGCAGUGUUUGUAUUAGACAUUAAUAAUGCUGAAAUUGUAGCCUUGCAUGUUCGGUGUCUUUAAAAAUUGUAAUAAUUAAAAAAAAAAAAAUCGCGACUAGUUUGUUCAUUUGAUGAACCAAACCUGAUGAAAACAUCCCGUAACCGUUAAUGAAAAGUGUUAAAUGUUGAAUGUUUUUAUAUUUCCGUUUUUAAAAAAAAAAAAAAAAUUAAAUAUUUGUCAGAUGGUGUACAGUGCAUUUUAAAUGAUAAACUAUGUUGUUCAAUAAAACAUAAGUCAUGCAAUGA
Molecule: messenger RNA, 1409 nt
Organism: Ictalurus punctatus (channel catfish)
Lineage: Eukaryota; Metazoa; Chordata; Actinopteri; Siluriformes; Ictaluridae
Product: zinc finger C4H2 domain-containing protein
Exons: 5
Coding region: 139-813 (224 amino acids)
Biological process (GO): positive regulation of neuron differentiation
Cellular component (GO): nucleus
Source: RefSeq, a predicted model, not a curated record